Lactuca sativa (garden lettuce) is the source of this 2038-nucleotide messenger RNA. Its product is annotated as putative wall-associated receptor kinase-like 16. Gene Ontology annotation, cellular component: plasma membrane. The record is from RefSeq and is a predicted model, not a curated record. Gene Ontology annotation, molecular function: polysaccharide binding; calcium ion binding; protein serine/threonine kinase activity. Gene Ontology annotation, biological process: cell surface receptor signaling pathway; protein phosphorylation. Lineage: Eukaryota; Viridiplantae; Streptophyta; Magnoliopsida; Asterales; Asteraceae.
AUGCUAGCAAAAUCAUUCAUGCUUGCAAUGCCAUUUUUGUUGUGGGUGCAUGAGGCACGAGCCUCUCUAGCGAAGCCAGGUUGCCAGGAGAGAUGUGGUAACAUAACUGUCCCAUAUCCAUAUGGCAUGGGGACCGGUUGUUUCUUGAACACAUCAUUUGAAGUCUCGUGCAAUGAAUCAUCACCAUAUGUUUCUCCUCUUCGAUUUGUAAAUAAUGAUAAAUUCCUAAUUUCAGAAAUCUCCAUGGAGUCCAUACGUAUAGUUGGUAAGGUACCUUUCGGAUGUAUUAAUGAAUCUGCAACCAAAGCAGGUGCUAAAAAAUUUCAACUGGAUCCACACUUUAGAUAUUCACAUACAAAAAAUGUCUAUAUAGCAGUGGGGUGUAACAUAUCUGCUAUUUUUCAAUCAUUAAGUCCCUCACAUUUCAGAGAAGCUAGAUGCGCUUCUUGCUGUAUCACACCCCCACCUACCAUAAGUGGAUUUUUCGCUUGUAAUGGCUCAAAUGGUUGCUGCCAAAGUAGCAUCCCAGUGGAAACCAAUGCAUAUAAGGCUGUAAUUUCCAAUCAUGGCCCCAAGACCCCAUGCAGUCGUGUAUUCAUUGCUGAAAAGAACUUUUCUCUAGAAAAAUCGAUGUUUGGCUAUACACUAACUUCAUACCAGUUUCCUGUGGUCUUAAAUUGGGUUAUAACAUUAACCAGUUGCCACCGUGCUCAACUAAGAGGAAGCUGUUUGUGUGGCAAGAACAGUGACUGCAUCGACUCAGCCAAAGGUCUGGGACAUAACUGCCGCUGCAAGAAUGGUUACAGCGGGAACCCUUACCUUCACAUUGGAUGCCAAGAUAUCAACGAAUGUCUUUGCCCAAACAACUAUCCUUGUAGAGAGGAUCAGAUUUGCAUUAAUACACCUGGGAGCUACACGUGCACUUCCUCACAUAGACACAUUUUAAUCAUCUCAGUUAUUAUUGCAUCUGUGAUUGGAAUUUUUUCCUUUGGUGCUAUUGGUCACUACGCAUAUAAGGAACUUGGCAGAAGAAAGGAAAAUAAGAUCAAGCAGGAGUUCUUCAAAAGGAAUGGUGGAUAUCUAUUAAAGCAGCAUAUCUCUGCUGAUAAAUCACAUGUAAUGAAAAUAAAAGUUUAUGCUGCCAAAGAGAUAGAGAAGGCUACGGAGGGUUUUAGUCAAAGACGGUUGCUUGGCAAGGGAGGACAGGGUACAGUGUAUAAGGGUUUCUUGACAGAUGGAACCAUUGUAGCCAUAAAGAGGUCAAACGUAGUAGACGAAGAUCAGGUAGAACGAUUUGUUAAUGAAGUUUUCAUUCUUUCACAGAUAAACCAUAGGAAUAUAGUUAAACUGUUAGGUUGUUGCUUGGAGUCUGAAGUCCCAUUAUUGGUAUAUGAGUAUUUAUCCAAUGGCACCCUCUCACAACAUCUUCAUGACGGGGAAGAAGUUUCCAAAUUUUCAUGGAAAGAUCGUAUACGAGUGGCUAGGGAUGUUGCAGGCGCACUAGCGUAUUUGCACUCAUAUGCAUCCCCAGCCAUAUUCCAUAGGGAUGUUAAGCCACAUAACAUCUUAUUGGAUGAGAACUACAGAGCUGUAGUCUCUGACUUUGGACUUUCAAGGUCCAUACCUCUCAGCAGAACUCAUCUAACUACAAAAAUUGAAGGCACAUUUGGAUAUUUGGAUCCAGAGUAUUUCCGGUCGGGGCAACUUACUGAAAAAAGUGAUGUUUAUGCCUUUGGUGUAGUGCUUAUGGAGCUCUUAACCCGAAGAACAGUUGUGUCUUCAACAAAUUGUGGUGAAGGUCUGGUUUCACAUUUCCAGUUCUUAGUCAAGCAGAAACGUGUGCUUGAAAUUUUAGACCAGCAAGUUCUAGAUGAAGCUCUGAUGGAUGAUAUAUUUCAGAUCACUAAGCUUGUUAAGACAUGUAUGAGAAAGAAUGUGAAGGAAAGACAAAGCAUGAAAGAGGUGGUUAUGGGUUUAGACAAAUUAAAAGUAGUACAACUUGAACUUCCGAGUUAGGGUUUAUAAUUGUACAUAUGAA